AUGCCGUCCGACGAGAGGUACUUUUCUGAUGCCUCAAAACUACGGACCCCUCUAAGAUCGCAAGUUGACAUUAGUGAUAGCAAUAGAUGUUUAUCAUUAGUUGAAUGUCCAGUUUAUAAUAAACACAAAAACAGAUUACCAGAAAUUGUGCGUGACACGCCUAGAAAUCCUUUAAUCGGGUCUAAUGUUAUGAAAAAUAGUCCAAUUGUAACGGAUCGUGAUUUGGCACUAGUUUUCCGAGGGAGAAGAUAUCCUAUUCCACCACAAUUUUAUGAUUAUGACGAUGACGACAAUGAAGAUUUUAAAAUGGACAUAAAGCCGCGAAACCUAUUACCUCUUUUAUUAGCUGAAGCUGCAAGUUCGUCACAAUCUAUAGGGUCAGUCGAAUCUAAUACGACGAAAGCAAUCAAUGACAAAGAUGAGUCUACAAUAAACACUUCCAUCACAAACGCCACAAAAGCUAAGGGAAGUUCGGACAUUUCCUCUACAAAACCUAUGAAAAAAUUAGGCUCACGAAAUAAAUGUAUCACUGAUUAUGGUAAAGGUAUAAAACGAAAUAGUUCCAAGACAACUGCCACACGAAAAUCCAAAAGAGAGAAGC
Molecule: messenger RNA, 601 nt
Organism: Racocetra persica
Lineage: Eukaryota; Fungi; Glomeromycota; Glomeromycetes; Diversisporales; Gigasporaceae
Source: the annotation of a GenBank genome assembly